AUGGAUAGAACAGUUGGGCCUCACAAGAGGAGGAAGCUAUCCGCUUCUCAGGCUCCACCCUAUGUUCUACGUCAAUUGCUCGAUGAUGUCCCGAUAGAGCCUGAGAGCGGCGAAUCGGAUGUUCAUAUUACAUGUGUGGAAUAUUGGAAUGACAACCUGUACAUAGGCACCUCCGCGGCUGAGAUCCUACACUUCGUGUCGUUACCGUCUGAAUCUGGCGAUGAAGCCAAAAAGCCUACGUUCAUACUAGCAUCACGUUUACAAAUUACCGGCAAUCCGAAGAAGAAACAAGGAAUUCAGCAAAUUGUACUACUCCCCACCGCCAACAAAGCGUGUGUCUUGUGCAACGGGGUUGUCACCUUUUACUCGUUGCCUGAGUUGACUCCUGCUUUUGAAAACACCAAAGUGAACUGCCAAUGGAUUGGAGGUCUUGACUUGAACCGGAAUGAGAGUGAAAACCCGGCUGAUAAGCCGGUUAUCAUGAUCGCAACCUCGAGCCGUAUAAUGCUUGUUCGGAUCGGAGAUGCAGCGUACAAGGUUAGGAAUAUUGAAUUUCCAGGAUGUCUGGUUGGAGCGCGGCGGGAUACGAUCGCGUGUGUUGCCGACGGAAAUGCAUAUUCAUUGCUGGAAGUCGAACAACAACAAAAGAUUCCUCUUUUCCCUAUCUCUUCAACAAGUGAAGUCUUCGAGUCUGGACAUGUGGAGGAUAUCCCACAGUCACCAUCAAAUCUCAAACGCUCUUCGUCUGCGAGCUACGCCAAUUCAAAGAUUGACAGGAAGAGUGAACAUAGCAGAAGCACCAGUCUGAACACUUUGGCAGGGGCAUUAAGUGUUGACAGUGAUACCUUGCGGCCCAGCCCAAGCGAUCGCUCUAACACUUCAACACCCGGCCUCUCAGACAAUGAUAGGCCUCAGAGGUCUAUAUCAAGGGAUCGAUGCGACAUUGAUACGACGAAAGAUUUACCUACCACUCCGAAAAAUUCAGCGGAAGAUAAGCAGAAGCCGCUACCACCAGCUCCGAAAUUGGACAUUGCUCGCUUGAAACCACAUAUAGUCUCGCCAACGCCGUCGGAGUUCCUUUUAGUUACUGGUACCCAAGAAAGCGAGCCUGGAGUUGGAAUGUUCGUGAAUACAGAUGGCGAUGUCGUUAGAGGUACGAUGGAAUUUCAGCAAUACCCAGAAGCAAUCAUUAUAGAUGAUCCAAGCGAAUCAGAUCCUAGCUCUGGCGGUCCGGGCUUGUCUGAAGGGUAUGUCCUUGCAAUUAUAAACUUGAAGGAGGAAGAAACUGUCCAUAAGUAUCUUGAAAUACAACGAUGGGAUGUCGAACCAGGGGAGUAUGGACGUCAAAAAGCCCUGGUGCAGAUACCGGUACUGGACAAGUCGGGAAUUUCUCACGUCGGUAUCAAACAUACCACCAGUUCAAGUAAGCUCGGUUUCUAUGAGCUUGGAGAGACUCUUCGCAUGGUCAAGUUGAAAACUCCUCCUCUUGGAGGAACUUCUACCCCUGCUGAAGAGGCUGACCCCCGGACGAAUGCAACCAUAGAGCAGGUACGCAAGGAGAAAGAGCUCUUUGAGUCUCAGGAAUUGACAGACUCCGAGUCUGGUAGGAAGUCUGGGUCUCUGGAAACAUUGGAAAUGGAAAGGACCAAAGAGGAGUCUGCCUUUGCUCAUCGUCUUGAAUACAUCCAAAGUCACUUGGUCCUAUGGUCUGGGAAUAAGAUAUGGAGAGUCGCCAAGAAUCCAUUGCCUUUACAACUAGAGGGGCUUCUUCAGAGCGCGCAGACAUGGGAAAACGGUCGAUUUAAAUCAGUGGAUAGAGAUGCAGUCAUUGAUCUAUUGGAUUCGAUCAAAUCGACUGAAACUAAAACCGAAGCCGAGUUCCUCGGUGUGGAAUAUAUCAAACAGAAAGCUGGCUUGAUUCUUUUCGCAGACCUACUAACCAUGGACCCGAAUAGCAGAAGCGAAAGUACGAUGCGUGUCACUGAAGAAGUCCUCGUGAAUAGCAAUUUGGAUCCGCGUCUUAUUCUAUUCAUGGUGCCCUUUCUGGCAGAAGAGGUUCUCCAAGCAAAGCAAGGAAUCUGGGUUCAUCGAGGUCUAGCUCGCGAAGCGGAAUUCUACCUAGACCAUUUAUCCGAAACAAAAGCUAUGCCUGUAGUUCCUGAAGAAACGUUACUCAACAUGGUCAAGCGAUAUCUUACUGCUUGGCAAGGAAAAAGAGACUACGGCAGUGUAACAGAUGAAACGAACGUGUUUUAUAGUGUCGACGCAGCCCUGCUGCACUUGAUCUUGGAGCAAGAGGCGCGAGCCAGGAGAAUUUCACAGCCAGUGACAGCAGCUGCUCGCAGCGAAUUGAACGCAUUGGUGGAUUCCUGGAAGGGAAAUUUUGACCGUGCAGUGGCGCUAUUGGAGCGAUAUCGUCGGCUUUUCGUUCUGAGUCGGCUUUAUCAGAGCCGCAAAAUAUUUGGAAAAGUUCUCCGGACGUGGCAAAGAAUUGUCAACGGAGAGAAAGAGGAUGAUCCAGAUGUCACGGUUUCUGCAGUAGAGGUACACGUCAGAAGGUAUCUUUGCAAAUUACGAGACGCACAACUCGUUGAGGAAUAUGGAUCAUGGCUGGCAUCACGCAAUUCUAGCUUGGGUAUCCAAGUGUUCUCAGACGAUAGCGCAAAGGUCAAGUUAGAACCUGACAAGGUUGUACAACUAUUGAAGAAACGAGCGCCAAAUGCUGUUCAGGAUUACCUGGAGCAUCUUGUUUUUUCCAAAAACUAUACGCAAUAUGCGGACGAUCUCAUUGCAUACUAUCUCGACACAGUGAUUAAUGUUUUGCAAUCAUCUGAGGAAGCGCGCGCAUCUCUCAGAGACUCAUAUUCUACUUAUCGUGCUUUACGGCCGCCUAAACCUACUUAUCUAUCCUUUAUUAACGAGAACACGCCCCAAGAGAGCUGGUGGCAGUCACGUCUGCGACUUUUACAGCUGCUAGGCGGGCCAAGCACCGUGUUUACGUCUAGCGCGACUACCAGCAAAUUGUCAUACUCUGUUUCCGCCGUUCUCGCCCGGAUUGAGCCAUUCCAAGAUGAGCUGGUAUCUGAAAGCAUUAUUUUAGAUGGUCGUCAAGGGCGACACAAGGAAGCAUUACGACUUUUGACUCAUGGCCUGGGCGACUACGAUUCUGCAAUUCGAUACUGUAUAUUUGGAGGAAUUUCAAGCUCUCAGCCUGCAGCUAUUUCUCUACCUCCACCUUCGGGGGAUGUUGCAUAUACAGAGCCGGCCGUAUUGUUUAAAUGUCUUCUAUCGGAAUUUCUUCAAAUUGAGGAUGUAUCCGACCGAAUUGAGAGGACUAGUGAUUUACUAGCUCGUUUCUCGCGCUGGUUUGAUGUCAAUGAGGUGUUGGCUACAGUUCCUGACGAUUGGAGUGUUGAUAUUAUUAGUGAUUUUCUUGUGCAUGUCUUCCGGGACCUUGUCUCUCAGGGAAGAGAGACGCGGAUACAAAAGGCAUUGAGUGCUAGUCUCAACCUUCGUGUUAGUGUGGAAUAUUCGGAAGAUGUGGAAAAGCGCGGAGGUUGGAUUGAAGAUGAUCAGGGGUUGAGAAGUUCGAAGUCGGGUGUGGAAGCUCGCCAGAUAGAUGACGAUGCCGACGAGGACUUUGGCGAAAUGAUUGAUGCCAGGUGA
Messenger RNA from Talaromyces stipitatus ATCC 10500, 3666 nucleotides. Its product is annotated as TGF beta receptor associated protein 1, putative. The transcript is spliced from 3 exons. Bases 1 to 3666 code for a protein of 1221 amino acids. Gene Ontology annotation, cellular component: fungal-type vacuole membrane; cytoplasm. The record is from RefSeq and is a predicted model, not a curated record. NCBI's taxonomy places the organism in Eukaryota, Fungi, Ascomycota, Eurotiomycetes, Eurotiales, Trichocomaceae. Gene Ontology annotation, biological process: endosomal vesicle fusion; autophagy; vesicle-mediated transport.